Messenger RNA from Zingiber officinale, 2165 nucleotides. RefSeq names its product MACPF domain-containing protein CAD1-like. Gene Ontology annotation, biological process: plant-type hypersensitive response; regulation of salicylic acid mediated signaling pathway. Lineage: Eukaryota; Viridiplantae; Streptophyta; Magnoliopsida; Zingiberales; Zingiberaceae. The record is from RefSeq and is a predicted model, not a curated record. The transcript is spliced from 6 exons. The coding region runs from base 238 to 1932 and encodes 564 amino acids. Gene Ontology annotation, cellular component: plasma membrane.
AAGUCCACCCUUCGCCACUCCUGCACUCCACGCCAAACAAACCCUUCCUCCGUCUCCCUCUACCGCAUCGCCUCCUCCUCGCCCCCAACCGAUCUCCAUUGACGACCAAUCUCGAUCGGAGGUUUAGGGCUAGGAUCCGCGAGGAGGCGCGACGGGGACGGGAAAAAGAUGAGAUGAGAUCGAACCCCUGGCUGAUGCGUUUGAGUAUCGACGCUGCUUCUGGGUGGGGUUUCGCGCAUGGAUAGGGCGAGGGGGGCGUCGGCCGCAGCGGGAGGCUCGGAAGCUCUGGUCGCGACGCUGACGAACGCGGUGCAGGCGCUCGGGCGGGGGUUCGACGUCACCUUAGAUGCGCGGCUCCUCUACUGCAAGGGUGCCCCUGGGUCCCGCCUCGUCGUGCUCGACGACGCCAGCAGUAGGAGCUUGGUCAUCGCCGACGGAGACUGUGCCGGGGGCGAGAUCGUGCUCCCUGAUGUGCCCUUGGACAUUACGAUCACGAUGGAGAGCGACCGGCGAGAGCCCUCCGGCGUCUGUACUUUUCAACAGAUGGCUGAGUAUUUCAACAGGAAGUCGGAUUUGCCUGGAACAAUUCCUCUUGGCAGCUUUAACUCUAUGUUCAAUUUCACUGGAUCUUGGAAAGUUGAUGCUGCAACAACCAAAGCUCUUGCAAUGGAUGGUUUUUACAUCCCUUUAUACAAAGCUAAACUUAUAAGUGAUGAAUUGGUUCUCCGAGAUGAUAUCAAGUGUGCUAUUCCUCGCAAUUGGGACCCAUCGAUGUUGGCUAGCUUUAUUGAGAACUUUGGCACCCAUAUAAUCACAUCGGUUACAAUUGGUGGAAAAGAUGAAGUGUAUAUUAAGCAGCACCAUUCAUCUCAGUUAUCAGAGUCAGAAAUUAAAAACUAUGUUAAAGAAAUUGGGGACCAAAGGUUCUUGAAUUCACAGAAUCAAUCAUUUAAUGCUCCUUUGACCUACAAAGACAAGGAUAUUACUGUUAUCUUUCGGAGGAGAGGCGGUGAUGAUCUUGUUCAAAAUCAUGCAGAGUGGUUGAGCACCAUUUCUGCAGCACCAGAUGUUAUCAAUAUGACCUUUCUCCCCAUUGUUUCUCUUCUGACUGGAUUACCUGGAGCUCAGAAUCUAGUUCGUGCUGUUGACCUAUAUUUAGAGUAUAAGCCUCCUAUAGAAGAACUAACAUAUUUCUUGGAGUUCCAAGUACAAAGAAUUUGGGCUCCUGCACGAGUUAAUGCUCCUGGACACCAUAGAAAGGAGCCCAUGUGUCCUUCUCUUCAGUUUAGUUUAAUGGGCCCUAAGCUUUAUAUUAGCACAGAACAGGUAUCUGUUGGUCGCAAACCUGUCACUGGCCUUAGGCUAAGUCUUGAAGGGAGCAAACAAAACCGGUUAGCCAUCCAUUUGCAGCAUUUUGCAACCCUACCAAAGAUCCUCCUACCACAUUGGGACUCGCAUGUUGCCAUUGGCCCACCGAAAUGGCAAGGCCCUGAGGAGCAGGACAGUCGCUGGUUUGAACCCAUCAAGUGGAAAAAUUUUGCCCACGUCAGCACCACACCCAUUGAGAGUUCUGAAAGAAGCAUUGUUGACCUCUCCGGGGUGUACAUAGUAACCGGAGCUCAACUUGGGGUGUGGGAUUUUGGUGCCAAGAGUGUCCUACACCUCAAACUGUUGUUCUCUAGGGUGCCUGGGUGUACCAUAAGGAGAUCUGUAUGGGAUCACAGUCCAUCUACUAGCCAGGUACGGAAGGUAGAGGAUACAUCUUCUUCCACUUCAGUAGAUAACUCCAAGCUCGCAAAGAUUGUUGACAUGACAGAGAUGUUGAAGGGACCACAAGAUACUCCAGGCCACUGGUUGGUAACUGGAGCCAAGUUAGGGGUCGAGAAAGGGAAGAUUGUUGCGCGUGUUAAGUAUUCCUUGUUGAACUAUUGAUUCCCCUACCUUUUCGUUAUCCAGUUUAUAUUCAGUCCUCUGAGGCAUUCUUUGUAAUGGAUAGCAGUGUCAUUUUGUUCCUUUUGUACAUUGUUAUAUGCAAAAGCUAGUUAACACACCCCCUUGUGGUUGUUUUUCUUACUUUUCAUUUGUAUGGUCUUGUUGUUGCUUGUAUUCUAGGAAGGCUUCAUUUUUAUGUAUAACAUGAAAACAGUUCAUUUUGAUGUUUUCUU